Molecule: messenger RNA, 3644 nt
Organism: Hyaena hyaena (striped hyena)
Lineage: Eukaryota; Metazoa; Chordata; Mammalia; Carnivora; Hyaenidae
Gene: CA12
Product: carbonic anhydrase 12
Exons: 11
Coding region: 135-1175 (346 amino acids)
Cellular component (GO): plasma membrane
Molecular function (GO): carbonate dehydratase activity; zinc ion binding
Source: RefSeq, a predicted model, not a curated record
GGGAGCCGGGAGCCCGAAGAGCAGACGCGCUCGCAGAGCGGCGGGGCUGUGCGCACGCGGUCCCCAGCGCAGAGAGCCCGGGAGCGGACGGAGCGGGCGUCCAGGCGGCGCCCCCGCCGCGCCGGCCGCCAGCGAUGCCCCGCAGCCUGCACGCCGCCGCCGUGCUCCUGCUCCUGUGCUUAAAGGAACCGCCGGCCGGGCCGGCCCCGCUCAACGGAUCCAAGUGGAGCUAUUUCGGUCCUGAUGGGGAGAAGAGCUGGUCCAAGAAGUACCCAUCAUGUGGGGGCGUGCUGCAGUCCCCAAUAGACCUGCACAGUGACAUCCUCCAGUACGAUGCCAGCCUUGUGCCCCUUGGGUUCCAAGGCUACAAUGUUUCUGCCGAUGAGCAGUUUCUCCUGACCAACGAUGGCCAUUCAGUGAGGCUGAACCUGCCCCCGGACAUGCACAUCCAGGGCCUCCGGUCCCGCUACAGUGCCGCGCAGCUGCACCUGCACUGGGGGAACCAGAAUGACCCUCACGGCUCCGAGCACACCGUCGGUGGGAAGCACUUUGCCGCGGAGCUGCAUAUCGUCCACUAUAACUCGGACCUGUACCCCAACGCCAGCACCGCCAGUAAUAAGUCAGAAGGCCUCGCCGUCCUGGCUGUUCUCAUAGAGAUGGGCUCCUUCAAUCCAUCUUAUGACAAGAUCUUCAGGCACCUUCAAGAUGUAAAAUACAAAGGCCAAGAGGUGCUCAUUCCAGGUUUCAGCAUUGAAGAGCUGCUUCCUGAGAGGCCUGAAGAAUACUACCGCUAUAAAGGGUCCCUGACCACGCCUCCUUGCCACCCCACAGUGCUCUGGACAGUCUUCCGGAACCCUGUGCAAAUCUCCCAGGAGCAGCUGCUGGCCUUGGAGACUGCUCUGUACUGCACACAUCUGGAUGACCCAUCCCCGAGAGAGAUGGUCAACAACUUCCGGCGGGUCCAGAACUUUGAUGAGAGGCUGGUGUAUAUCUCUUUCCGACAAGGGACAGUGUUUGAGGGCAGUAACAGAGGAUCAGAAGAAACCAUGCAGGAACUUGAGUCUGACAUCCCAAAGCAUCAUCCUUUCAGUGGCCCUGGCUGGCGUUCUUGGCAUCUGUGUUGUCCUGGCAGUGUCCAUUUGGCUUUUCAGAAGAAAGAAGAGCAAAAAAGGUGACAACAAAGGAGUCAUUUAUAAACCGGCCAUCAAGAAGGAGACCGAAGCCCAUGCCUGAGGCCUCAGAACCCCUGGGCAUGUCCGAGGAAGGACUUCGUUUUGGACACUACACACUGUGGCUCCCGAGACACUUGAAAUACCUGAGGGUUCUCUGAAGCACAGCCCACAAACACUCCAGGCCCAUGGGGGGCUUCCUGGUGGGUGCCCUGCCACCCUAAGGCCACGGCCACCGGCCAGUGCGAUAUAUGGAUGGGAAGAACUCGCCAAGGAGGCAGGAACUCUGAGUCUGCUUCAGCUGGGUGGACCACAAGUUGUCUGGAUUCUGGGGACACAAGCCAAGUCACUCACUGGGGGCUGUUAGUGGUCGUGAAAGACUUUUAUCCAGGGAUUCAUCUGAAUGUGAUUUCAAGGAUCCUGGAAAUCCUGCUUCUUGACGAAGCUUUCAGACCUGUGUGCACUCUUUGCUUAGGAUUUGCUUUCGGGACUCAAGUUUCUUUCCUCAGGGAAGGGGUUAUUGCUCUCCUCUGAUUUCCUUCUGCUAUGACAAAACCUUUGGUCUGACCUUACAAUUGGGAGGAAGAAUGUUACAGGAAGGGUCAAGGUAUCAGAGACAAGAGAAAACAAGAGCUAUUCUUUGAAACACAAUAGAGGCAUUUCCAAAGUCCUGUACUUUGGUUCAAAGGCACUAAAGGGACCUGAGAGGGUGAGAAUGAGAAGACACCUAAGGUCUGGAGGAACCUCACUUUGCAGUCAGAACUAGAGUCAGAAGUUGUCUGUCAAGAGCCCUAGGUGUGAGAAGGACAGAAUAUUGAGGCCAAGGUCAACCUCCUGUCAGCAGGGCAGUUACGCUCUGUACUCUACACUUUAAACAUGAUUAGGCCAUUCCUUGAAAAUGUGUUGUUUUCUGUCUCCUAGCCAUGAGUUCUGAGAUGACUCAAACUGCUUUUGAAUCUAGAGGAAACAGGUAGAAGCAAAAUGACUCAAGAGCUUUGUCUCUUUUGCCCAAAGAGACCACUUAUGUGGUGUCUCUAGUGCCUUUCUGGAAUUGGGACUUACCUACUUCUCUGACUUUGGGGAUACUGAGUCGAAGCCUGGUUAAAACCUAUUUUCAAGCUAAGAAAGCAGGAAGUUAUCUGUGCAGGGUAGGGGCACUAUGAUAUUUAGGGACCAAAAAUAAUGGAAUGUUACAAAGAUUCUUCAUGGUCUUCCCCCAAGUCAUAGGCAGUUUCUGAAAAGACAGAACUCUUUUCCUAGAUGUAAGAGCCCCAUGGAGAUCAGUUAGUCCCUGACUGUGAAGGAGCCUCCAGCACCAACCUCUCGUGGCCAGCACUUUGCAGUUCCCAGAGAACUUUCUGAUUCCUGGUUUCAUUAUUAUUUUUCCUACUCCUCCUCCCUCUGACUCUGAGAAGUCUUCUCCCUUCUCUACUGUCAUGACUUUUUGUAGUGAUGGUCACCCCCAUGGCUUUGUAGCUAGUCUAGGACACUCAGAUGUGUGUGUAUGAGAACUUUGACAGGUUUGGAGCCUGGGGUGGCAUCCCAGCCUUGCCAUUAGCAUGCCUGAUGCUGGUCAAAUGACAGCAGGGACAGCCCUCAUGACAGAGCAAUGUGACUUAGGGGAUGCUUUCUUGGCUUUGGCCCAAAGUUGCCAAUCAGAAACCAACAUAAACCACUCCAGAACCAUGGGGCUCUUUACUUUUUAUGAACAAUUUUGUAAGAGAACAAAGAGAUCAUCAUACCUGGCAUGACAGCUGCUCAAACAAAGGGAGAUCUACUGAGCCAUGAAAACUGGCAUUCCCCCUGCCCUGUAGCUGAGAAAAAGCAAAGCUAGGGAGGCAGGCAGGAGGCUCCAAGAAUCAACACUGUCAACUUCUAUGUGAAUCAUUAUGGGACUCGUGAGGACCCAGCACCUUUGGAAUUGGGAAGCCUUUCUUCAGGUUCUCCCUUAUUCCCACUACAGGAAACUAGCCACUGGUGUGUGACACUCCUCUGCCUCACACAAACCCAGUGGAGGGCCCAGGUGCUGUGCUAGAUGCACAGCAGGUAGAGAUCACAAAACAAGGCCCAGACUGGGAAAAGGACACAGGGAACACCCUGGGUUCUUUGCUUCUCACUAACGGGAUAGCUUGAAUCUCUGUGUUCUGAUUCUUUAGUAACAUCUGGUAAAAAUAGUAACAACUUAUACCUGUUUCCUUAAGAGACGUUCUAGGAUUUUCCUGCACUGACUAUUAAUUAAUCCUAUUUUGAGUUCUAGAUUCUUCCCCCCUUGCUAAACUCUCUAAAGGCCUCCUGAGCACUGCUGGGGAGCACAGGGGUCUGCAGCACCCUUCCAUCCCUGUGCCACGGAUGGAUCACAGGCCGCUGUGAUGGUCUGUUUAGCACCUCUGUAUUUAUUGUUAAGAAUGAUUGUAAUGAAGAAAUAAACUAUAAAUAUGAGAAAUUAUAAAUAAAAUGUUUUUCACAUGACACUGA